This is a messenger RNA of Miscanthus lutarioriparius, 1107 nucleotides long. NCBI's taxonomy places the organism in Eukaryota, Viridiplantae, Streptophyta, Magnoliopsida, Poales, Poaceae. The record is from the annotation of a GenBank genome assembly.
AUGGAGCCCAAAAAACCAGCUUCGCCUACUCCGAGCCUCGCCAACCUUCGUCCUUGUGGGGCCAAUCCUGAAAUGCCCCUCCGUGUCGAUGGCAGCGUAGUGCAGGCGCGGGAUGCGACGGCGACGGAAGCACAGGCACAGCAGCGACGGUUUCCAACUGCUACUUAUAUAUCCACAUUCCACGACUAUAUUACCUUACCUUUUAUAUUAACCAUCCUGCAAUCCUUCCUGGAUUUUGGGGAGGCGGUCUUGCACGAUGCUGAUGGUAGCUUGAAAACCUUCUUCCGCUCUUGCUUAAGUAGGGAGUUUGCAGAUCCUAUUGUUGCAGAGCGCACGGUUGAAUUCCUUGUAACAAACAAGACAAAGAUCCUUAGCUCCUUUCCCAAUUUGAUUCCACAGUUCUAUCCAUUGUUGUUAAAGCUUAUUGCAUCAAAUGGUGAGAGACUGGAGAAUAAGUUUGCGGAAGUACUUCCGUUAAUGAUGCCAGCAGGAUCUUUUCUUCCUCUGUUCCUAUCCCUUAUGAAUUUGCCAAUGUUGGUGGUGGCACUGGAAAAGGUGGAAAGAAGUUCUGGAACUCUUAUUGGCAGUAGUAUAGCUACAAUCCAGAAGAGCGCUGCUCCUGAGAUGCUUCUUGCACUGAUGGACGAGGCAUAUACUGGUUCCGCAAUAGAAGAACCUAGUGGUAAUUCAGGCUCUGAUGAUAGUGGUCCCCUAGACCUUGCUGACCCAAUGUUCUUAGACCUUCUAAAAGACGAGAAUGAUGGCAUUGCUGUAAGCAAAACAUUGGAUAUCCCCUACGGCACCUACCUCGCCGUCAUGACCGUCAUCUUCUUCUGGGCCAUGCGCAGCACCGACUUCUUCACGAACACGUUCGCCGUGAGGUCGCUGCACGGCAGCCGGGAGGAGAUGAUGUCGGCGCUGUACCUGCAGGUUUUGAUGCGUGUAGAGCAAGAGCAGAAAGUUACAGAGGAUGCCCAUAUUUGUGCGGAGCAAGAUGCUGCUACUCAAAAAUAUGCUGCACAUAUACUCCAGGCUAGACGUCUAAAGGUGGGAGACAAGCCACUCCUCACAGUAUCAAUAUUUAUGCAGGACUGGAGCAGAAGUUAA